Molecule: messenger RNA, 1491 nt
Organism: Aspergillus pseudotamarii
Lineage: Eukaryota; Fungi; Ascomycota; Eurotiomycetes; Eurotiales; Aspergillaceae
Exons: 2
Coding region: 1-1491 (496 amino acids)
Molecular function (GO): 2 iron, 2 sulfur cluster binding; 2-methylcitrate dehydratase activity
Source: RefSeq, a predicted model, not a curated record
AUGACUAUUCCAGCGGCGGACGACAAUAAUUGUCCUUCCUAUGACAAGGUGAUCGAUUUAAUCGUCGAAUACGCCUAUGACUAUGAGAUCGACUCUCCAGCGGCCUGGACACGAGCCAAGGCAGCCCUUAUUGAUGCUCUAGGCGCUGCCAUCGAAAGUAUUCAUACUAGCCCAGAAUGUGCCGCCAUGAUUGGCCCCGUCUGGCCCCAGACAGCUACGGUACCAGGGGGCUUCCGCUUGCCCGGUACUCAAUUUCAGGUGGAUGCCCUCAAGGGCGCCUUUGACCUUGGGGGAAUGAUCCGUUACCUUGACCACAACGAUGCCUUUCCGGGCGCCGAAUGGGGACAUCCAUCAGAUAAUCUGGGUGCAAUCCUCAGCACUGCAGACAUCCUCAGUCGGGAGGCGCUCGCUCGUGGCAACCCUGAGGAGGUCAUCUCCAUGAAACAGGUCCUCACUGCUCUGAUCAAGGCAUAUGAGAUCCAGGGCGUGUUUCAGAUCCGAAACGCCUUCAACAAGGUUGGCCUCGAUCAUGUCAUUUUAGUCAAGGUGGCUUCGUCCGCCAUGGUCUCCUGGCUUAUGGGUUUAUCCCACGAUCAAGCCCGGGCUGUAGUCUCGCAUGCAUGGGCUGAUGGCCAUCCGCUGCGGGUCUACCGACAAGCGCCAAACGCAGGGCCCCGGAAAGGAUGGGCCGCCGGGGAUGCCUGCAUGCGUGCUGUGCAUCUGGCUAACCUAGUUCGAUGCGGCCAGCCUGGUAUCCGCUCCGCGAUCACUACCCCGCGUUGGGGAUUUUAUGACGUCUUAUAUCGGGGCCAGACUUUCGAGCUACCCCGUGCAUUCACUAGCUGGGUUAUGGAGACGGUCCUCUUCAAGGUCUCGACGGCUGAAGGACACGGAUUGACCGCUGUGGAAGCAGCAUUGAGUAUCGCGCAAAAGCUGGCCCAGCGUGGACUUCGGCCGGAAGAGGACAUUAUCAGCAUCCGAGCCCGAACCCAGGAGGCUGGAAUGAUCAUCAUCAAUAAGAAGGGGCCGCUGCACAAUGCCGCCGAUCGCGACCAUUGCCUGCGUUAUAUGGUCGCCGUGGUCCUACUUAAGGGCAGUCAAAUCACGACUGCUGACUACCAGGAUAGCAGUCCUUGGGCUCGUGACCCUCGCGUAGAAUCACUACGCUCCAUGACCACAAUGGAAGAGGACCCGAAGUUCACUCAGGAUUAUCAUGAUCCUCAGUGCCGCAGCGUGGCCAACGCAUUGGAGGUAACACUGCGAGAUGGCACCAAGUUGGAAGAAAUGGUGCCGUUCCCCUUGGGUCAUGUGCGUCGACCUGAGACUUUGCAGCUGGUCAGGGAGAAGGCCCAGCAGAAUUUAGGGUUGAAACUUUCGUCAGAGAGAGUGGAACAGAUCCUGGACACCGUCGAUCAACCGAAGUUCGAGAAGAUGGCCGCUAGUGAUUUUGUAGACCUAUUUAUCCCACAUCCUGCGCCCAGCGCAGCAUGA